AGAUGUUGUUGUUGCCGAUUUGCAAAUUGCCUCCGAAGAUUUCACAAUAUUGGAUGUAAAAGUUGCAAAUGCCACCGAGAAAAUUACCGGUUAUAUGUCGUUAAUGCAUCGAGUUACACUGCAAGUGCAAGUGGGAAGCGCUGACGGUGGUCAAAGAAAACAACUGAACUACAUCGUGAAAGAGAAAUCCGAUAAGGUUUUCGGCGGUGAAAUGGUUGAACUGAUGAGAGUAUUUCCCAAGGAAAUUCAUAUGUAUUUAAAAAUUCUACCGUCAUUGGAAGAACUGUGGAAGGCCGACAAGGUGAAAUUUGGACCAAAAAUGUUCAAAGUCACAUCGUCCCCAUUUACGGUAAUUGUGAUGGAAGACUUGCGACUAUCGGGCUUUAAAAUGAAGGAAUGUAGUGCAGGACUUAGCCAGGAAGAUUGCGAGAGAGUUCUGGAAAAAAUGGCCAAAUUUCAUGCUGCUUCCGUGGUGUACUAUGAAGAGAACGGCCCUUACCCAGAAGACUUUAAGGAUGGAAUGUUUUCUGAUAGACUGAUAACAAUGCUCGAGCAGUAUUAUGCCCCAUUGUUUGACUCAUACCUGCAGACUUUGGAAGAGCUUAGGUAUCCAGCUCAAAUCAUUGAAGCACUCAAUUCGUUCAAAGGGAAAGUCUAUUCAACGAUCAGCAAACUAUUCAGAUUGGAUUCGUCAAAGUUUAAUGUCCUCAAUCAUGGUGACACUUGGAUCAAUAACAUCCAGUUCAAUGAACUUGAUCUACUUUUGCUUGACUAUCAGAUAUCCUUCUAUGGAUCGCCUUCGUACGAUCUUCUGUACUUUAUAAUCAAUUCAGCGCUUAGUGUGCGUACCGAGAAGUUUAAUGACCUGAUCGAUCACUACUACAGUCAUCUGGCAGCAGGAUUGCAACAACUAGGAGCCCAAACACCCACACCAACGCGCCAACAGCUCUAUGAAGACAUCACGGCUCAUGGCUUCAUGGUUUGCGUUCUGUCGAUGGAGGGACUGGCGAUGAUGUUGGCUAUGCCAGAAUUGGACCUGGAUAUGGAAAUUUUGGGCUCCAUGGAACCGGAAGGAAUUGAAUUUAGGAGAAAACUGUACACAAAUGGACGGUUUGUGAAAAUGAUUGAAAAGCUGAUGCCGUUCAUGUGGGAUAGAGGGUUUCUGAAAGAGGUUCAGUCAUCAGCAUAAAUAAAUUU
Molecule: messenger RNA, 1197 nt
Organism: Ochlerotatus camptorhynchus
Lineage: Eukaryota; Metazoa; Arthropoda; Insecta; Diptera; Culicidae
Exons: 5
Coding region: 95-1189 (364 amino acids)
Source: RefSeq, a predicted model, not a curated record